UGAGAACUGAUGCGCUUUCGCCCUCAUAAUUGAUCACGGACCACGUCCGAGUUACAUUGAUGCAUCAUACACUAUACAAUAACGAGCUAUGGCGUCUGAGUCCUCUGCAGAGCCUACCAUCGAGGAAUCCUCAACCCCAGCAUAAGACAAAGGACCAAUUCCGGAAUAUAAAGUACGUAUUUGAGGGACAUGUGAACAAGGAUUGGAAUUUCGUUUUCUUGUACGACAACGUCUACAUCGUCAGGAUGCGGUGGUGGAACUGCAGCAGAGAUCUUAUUGUUGAGGAACCUUGGGGAGCCAGGGAAGGGGAUGGCGGCAACACAUAUGCAGUGUGCACUGACGCUUUCACCGGAUGGGAAGAGCGUGCGGAAGGAAGGGCGGAGGUUUUCAGCGGUGGGGUGCUAUUAAUGAAAAGAUCGAAGGUGUUUGAAAGGGGCAUAUCAAGGCGGUGCGCUGGCAGUCGCUUUCGUGACUACCCAGUGGAGAUCACAUUUCCGGCGAGUCCGAUGGAAGAAUCAAAGCCGAACUGGAGGAGUUCGAAGCCUGUUGUAGCAGGUGUCGGACCGGUUUAAAUUUCAAGCAAUUAUGACGACCAGUUCAACACUGUUUUCAAUUUCUGGAGAAAUGUCCGAAUCCUUACAUUCGUCUUGUGCAGAAGUCCUCUGUGUGCUAGGCUGAAGAAUGACCUUGCCGCUCUCCUCGGUCCUAACAAGGGAUUUGGGGCUAGACUCAAAGAUAUAAACCUAGAUCCCGAAUCGUCAGAGUAAGCCGAAUAACGUGCAUUCUACAUGUACCCGAGGGUGACGCGUUUAUUCACCCACCUCUGCCUUUAUUUGCGGAUGAUCGACAUUCCAGUGCCGCCACACGCGACCCAA
Suillus bovinus is the source of this 875-nucleotide messenger RNA. RefSeq lists its product as uncharacterized. The transcript has a single exon. Bases 60 to 572 code for a protein of 170 amino acids. Lineage: Eukaryota; Fungi; Basidiomycota; Agaricomycetes; Boletales; Suillaceae. The record is from RefSeq and is a predicted model, not a curated record.